CUCCGCAUCAUCGCCUAACAUUUUCCCUCCUGCUCGUGACUUUGCAGAGAACGACGACCAGGCCUGUGCUCGACACAAUCUGAAUCUUCCCAGUACCAGUGGCGCAACUAGUAUAGAAGCUCUUAGUAGAGGUAAUUAUAGCAACCCAGCUGUUAUGAGUCAUGUUCUUGAACGUGAGGGUGG
Amoebophrya sp. A25 is the source of this 183-nucleotide messenger RNA. The record is from the annotation of a GenBank genome assembly. NCBI's taxonomy places the organism in Eukaryota, Dinophyceae, Syndiniales, Amoebophryaceae.